GUCGCCGUCCGGUCCCUCGGGAGCCCGUCAUGGAGCGGUGGGCGCGGCUCGGGCGGCCCCGCUGAGCCCGGGGCCGAAGCUGCGGCUCGGGGAGCGCCAUGCCUACCCGAGUAUGCUGCUGCUGUUCUGCUCUGCGUCCACGCUACAAACGCCUGGUGGACAACAUAUUCCCCGAGGAUCCAAAAGUAAUUUGAGCUACAUCUACUGGUUCUUCUCUUUGCUGACCCAUCCUUAACCCCUGCUGAUAACCCUAAGGAUGGGCUUGUUAAAGCUGAUAUGGAGAAAUUGACAUUCUAUGCAGUCUCUGCUCCAGAGAAACUGGAUCGAAUUGGUGCUUACCUGGCAGAAAGGUUGAGCAGGGAUGUUGUCAGACAUCGCUCUGGGUAUGUUUUAAUUGCUAUGGAGGCAUUAGACCAGCUUCUUAUGGCUUGCCAUUCUCAGAGCAUCAAGCCAUUUGUUGAAAGUUUCCUUCAUAUGGUAGCCAAGCUGCUGGAGUCGGGGGAACCAAAACUUCAAGUCCUUGGAACAAAUUCAUUUGUUAAAUUUGCAAACAUUGAAGAAGACACACCAUCUUAUCACAGACGAUAUGACUUCUUUGUAUCUCGCUUCAGCGCCAUGUGUCAUUCCUGUCAUAGUGAUCCAGAAAUAAGAACAGAAAUUCGAAUCGCUGGAAUCAGGGGCAUUCAAGGUGUGGUUCGCAAGACAGUUAACGAUGAACUUCGAGCUACUAUUUGGGAACCCCAGCAUAUGGAUAAAAUUGUCCCAUCUCUGCUGUUUAACAUGCAGAAGGUAGAAGAGGUUGACAGUCGUAUAGGCCCACCAUCUUCUCCUUCUGCAGCUGAAAAGGAGGAGAAUCCUGCUGUGCUGGCUGAAAACUGUUUCAGAGAACUGCUGGGAAGAGCAACUUUUGGGAACAUGAAUAACGCCGUUCGACCAGUUUUUGCGCAUUUAGACCAUCACAAACUGUGGGAUCCCAAUGAAUUUGCAGUUCAUUGCUUUAAAAUCAUUAUGUAUUCCAUUCAGGCCCAGUAUUCUCAUCACGUGAUUCAGGAGAUUCUAGGACACCUUGAUGUUCGUAAAAAAGAUCCUUCACGGGUCCGAGCAGGUAUUAUUCAAGUUCUGUUAGAAGCUGUUGCCAUUGCUGCUAAAGGCUCCAUAGGACCUACAGUGCUGGAAGUCUUUAACACUCUACUGAAGCACUUGCGUCUCAGUGUUGAAUUUGAAGCAAAUGACUUGCAAGAGGGAGCUAUGGCUAGUGCCAACGUAAACACCAGUUCCAAAGACAAUGAUGAAAAGAUUGUGCAGAAUGCUAUCAUCCAGACAAUAGGAUUUUUUGGCAGCAACCUUCCAGAUUAUCAGAGGUCAGAAAUCAUGAUGUUCAUUAUGGGGAAAGUUCCUGUUUCUGGAACAGCAACCCUUACUUUGGAUAUCAGCCAACUUGGGGAUUUAGGGACCAGGCGGAUACAAAUAAUGUUGCUGAGAUCAUUACUUAUGGUGACCUCUGGAUACAAAGCAAAAACAAUUGUUACUGCAUUGCCUACAUCUUUUCUGGAUCCUUUGCUAUCAUCAUCACUUAUGGAAGACUAUGAACUAAGACAGUUAGUAUUGGAAGUGAUGCAUAAUCUCAUGGAUCGCCAUGACAAUAGAGCAAAGCUUCGAGGGAUCAGAAUAAUACCUGAUGUAGCUGACCUAAAGAUAAAAAGAGAGAAAAUUUGUAGACAAGAUUCAAGUUUCAUGAAAAAGAACGGACAGCAACUUUAUCGCCAUAUAUAUCUGGGAUGUAAAGAGGAAGACAAUGUUCAGAAAAACUAUGAGUUACUCUAUACUUCUCUUGCUCUUAUAACUAUUGAACUGGCCAAUGAAGAAGUGGUUAUUGAUCUCAUUCGACUGGCCAUAGCUUUACAGGACAGUGCAAUUAUCAAUGAGGAUAAUUUGUCAAUGUUCCAUCGAUGUGGAAUAAUGGCACUGGUUGCUGCAUACCUCAACUUUGUCAGUCAGAUGAUAGCAGUCCCUGCAUUUUGCCAGCACAUUAGCAAGGUUAUUGAAAUUCGAACAAUGGAAGCCCCUUAUUUUCUCCCAGAGCAUAUAUUCAGAGAUAAGUGCAUGCUUCCAAAGUCUUUAGAGAAGCAUGACAAAAGUUUGUACUUCUUGACCAACAAGAUCGCAGAAUCUCUAGGUGGAAGCGGCUACAGUGUGGAAAGACUAUCAGUACCCUACGUACCACAAGCAACAAAUGAAGAUCAACUUUCUAGAAGAAAAAGUAUUGUGGACACCGUAUCCAUUCAGGUGGAUAUUUUCCCCAACAGCAUUCCUUCUGAUGAUGUGGUGAGUAAUACUGAAGAAAUCACCUUUGAAGCAUUAAAGAAAGCAAUUGAUACCAAUGGAAUGGAAGAACAAGAGAAGGAAAAGAGGCGUCUAGUGAUAGAGAAGUUCCAGAAAGCGCCAUUUGAAGAAAUAGCAGCACAAUGUGAAUCCAAAACAAAUCUGCUUCAUGAUAGACUAGCUCAUAUAUUGGAACUCACUAUACGUCCUCCUCCCAGUCCAUCAGGAACACUGACCAUUACAUCUGGGCAUGCCCAAUACCAGUCUGUUCCAGUUUAUGAAAUGAAGUUUCCAGACCUGUGUGUGUACUAAGUGACUUCAUGAAGACCUCAGCAUAGAAUUUUAAGACUGAAACUUAGAAGGCCAAAACAAGUUUUGAGGGGUUAAUACAUGUCAAUAUAUUUCUAAACAUAAGAAUGCAACUUACCGAUAUCCAAAUGCUUGGCCUGCCAUAUUAGAAAAUUUGUAAUCUGAGAUUUAGAGUACUUUUAUACAUAGUUUUACACUAUGUUUAUUUCUUUGGAGAUUUCUUUUGGCUUCUAAAAUUAAACAUAUAAAUGUCUCACAUCAUUCCUUUCUUAAACUGUACAUUUUAACCUUUCACAAAGAUUAAUCUACAGGGUUGAAAUGUAUGAAAUGGAUAAACUGUAUUAAAUUGUACACUGCUUCUUAGAAAUAGAAUUACUUACGUUUUUCUGCAAAAACAAAUACAUAUCAAUCUAUUCUGAAUUAUGGGGCUGUAUAAUUCUUGUAAUAGGCAUCCCACUAUUUAUUACUGUAAUAAUACAGGAUAGGCAUUUCUCAGUUUGCUUAGAUUGUAAUAACUAUUGAAUAAUAAUAUCUCUAGAAUCCAACCCUAAGAGUCGCCAUAUUUUCAAGUGUUUAUUCUUGAAUACUGUGUGUUCUCCCUAGAGUUUUCCCAUGCUAUUUGAGAGGCUGUGAGUUUUCUCUUGGAGUACGGAACUGUGCAAUAUUUUUUUACAUAAGAUGUAUUAGUUUACAGACUAUGCUUUGAAAUUUAUAGCAGUAGUUUGCUAUGACUCCAUUAAUACAAUGAUAUAUAUUAAUAUAGGGGAAAAGGACGUUUUAAAUAGCUAUUGGUUCAUUUGGGGGAAAGUUUAUACAUUUUGAUUUCUAUUAAGAGCACAUUAAUUUACAUUGUGUACUAUGUUAAAUCCUCAUAGGAAAAAAAUCCCCAGAUGAGCUUUUAAUUAAUUUGCAAUUGUGAAUGGCUUCAGUGUACCUCAGUUUGAGUUUUAAUAUAUUUGAAAAGAGUGCCUAGAGUUCUAGCAAUCCGGUAUGCUAAGAGUCUUCAAUUUAGGCUUCUGUUGAUAGAAGCUAAUGACAAAUAGGAUUACAUGUGCUGGCAGACCCAUAAUGUUUCCUUAAGUUAUGUACAUCAUAGUGAAAUUUUUCACAUGGCAACAAUGAACUUUUUUGGCAACUCAAAUUUCUGACAAAACACAUUUAUUAACUGACUUGUUUAAAAUUCUACUACCUUUUCAGACAGGAUUUCUUUUACAUAAAAUAACAUACAAUACAAAUAGAUAGCUCUAAAAACAUUAAAGUUUUUAGUUUUUGUUUGAAAAUAAACUGCAGUGUUUAGUGGAAUAAUUGAUUACUUGGGAACUGCUAAUUGACACCAAGAAGUCAGGAAGUGAUCCUAGAACAGACGUACUCAAAAAUGUUUUCAUUCUUUAAUUAGAUCUAUAGAGUCAUUCUCAAGCAGCUUGAGAGAUUUAGUAAGCACAGACCUGUUUUUGAGUAAUUGUACACUCAAUACUUGCUUCUCUCUGGCCAGUUUGCUAGUUGAGUCGCAGCUUUCUCACUGUAGAUUUGCUUCUUGUUCACAUGAAAUGUUUGACCAUUUCAAAAUCUGAGGCCAAAAGCAGAUGGACAUGCACAAUCAUCAUCCACUUGGAUGUCAUUUUAUAGAUUAACACUGUGUGCUUUUGUAUGGAAAAAUAUAUAUAAUUUAAUAGCAUAAGAAAAGAAUAUAUAUUCAUUUGCACUCAUGCAAAGCAAACUUUAUGUUUUUCGGUGAUUCAAAAAUGCAUGUAUUGCAUGUAAAAGAAACCCCUUUCAACGAAUGUGUAUCACAUCUUUAUCUUGGUCUAUAAACUGUUGAUUUGGGUUUGUGGGACUUCUCUCGUUCUUAAUUAGUAGACUUCUGUAUAUCUGAAAUUACUGAACUGGUCUUGUUAACGAUGAUUCUCAAGAAGUGGAUCUUUUUUGCAUUCUCCCUUUCAGGAAAGUGCAGGAGAUUCUGCUGGUCAUAGGUAUGUAUACUGUAUUAUGUAACCAGUUUGGAAUAAAGUUUAGGAUUUAUGAAGUUCUCUGUAUUGCUAUAUUUUUGCAGAUAUUUGAAAUUCAAUAAACUGUUAAUCAUCCUG
Molecule: messenger RNA, 4715 nt
Organism: Suncus etruscus (white-toothed pygmy shrew)
Lineage: Eukaryota; Metazoa; Chordata; Mammalia; Eulipotyphla; Soricidae
Gene: EFR3A
Product: EFR3 homolog A
Exons: 23
Coding region: 277-2634 (785 amino acids)
Biological process (GO): protein localization to plasma membrane
Cellular component (GO): plasma membrane
Source: RefSeq, a predicted model, not a curated record